Molecule: messenger RNA, 714 nt
Organism: Vigna angularis (adzuki bean)
Lineage: Eukaryota; Viridiplantae; Streptophyta; Magnoliopsida; Fabales; Fabaceae
Product: 50S ribosomal protein 5, chloroplastic
Exons: 2
Coding region: 136-567 (143 amino acids)
Source: RefSeq, a predicted model, not a curated record
GAGAGAGAGAGAGAGAGGCAGCGUCAGUGGGUGGAGAGGACUCACACCAUGGCGUAGCUUAUCCUAAAAUCCCAUUUCCAAUUAUCUUUUUCUUCGUUUCCCCGAAAUAACUUUGCAAACAAAACGUAAAAAACCAUGGCACUCCUCUCUUUCAAUUCCUUCACACUCUCCCCUCUCCACACUUCAUUCCCCUCUUCUUCCUCCCUUCUCGCACUUCCCAUUCCCACUGCUUUGAGAGUACACGUGGCUCAGCCCUCGAAGCCCUUGAACGGAGUUCGAAUCACGACACCCAGAGGGAAGAAAGGCGCGCUGAUUGUCUCUGCCGCCGCAGACGGCUCUAGUUUGCCGGCGGAAGCGCUUCCUCCGGCGGAGAGCGAGAAAGAAAGUGGCGUGAGUGUGGAGAAGCUUCCUUUGGAGUCAAAGGUAAAGGAGAGAGAGGAGCAGAAGCUGAGGAUGAAGCUGGCGAAGAAGAUAAGGUUGCGAAGGAAAAGGCUUCUUCGGAAGCGCAAGUUGAGGAAGAAGGGUAGAUGGCCACCUUCUAAGAUGAAGAAAUUGAAGAAUGUAUGAUAAUCUAUGAAAACUAUUACUUUAAUUUCAAUUUGCUUUAUGCAGGUUUAAGCUUGUUCUCAUUUUAUUUUCACUGUAAUUGUUUUGCCAUCCACCGUGUAUUUUGACAAAUUUAUUAAUUUCAAUGAAUCGUGUUUUGUCUGUUUA